Molecule: messenger RNA, 2139 nt
Organism: Annulohypoxylon maeteangense
Lineage: Eukaryota; Fungi; Ascomycota; Sordariomycetes; Xylariales; Hypoxylaceae
Product: mitochondrial carrier
Exons: 5
Coding region: 717-1709 (330 amino acids)
Biological process (GO): transmembrane transport
Source: RefSeq, a predicted model, not a curated record
UUUGUCAGUAAAAAAGUCUCAGGUGAGUUCAGCAAGUGACUUCCAAGUUCCCAAGGUUCCCCCUCUCCUUAAGACCCAAAUCCAAAUUUUCUCCAAGUUCCGACUGGCCGACUUCCUUCCCGUUCAACCACUCAAACCUUAGCAACUGCGUCCUGCCAUCCUAUCUUUCGUAGCUUAAAAUUCCUAGCUCUUAAGCUUUUCUUCUCCUUCUCACCCCUUUGGUCUUUUCAUUCGUCUCGCCGUUAAAGUAUCAUAUCGUAUACGCUCGCUUUCUUCUUCCGCAAUAAAGUGGUAUUGAUCUAUAGCAUAUAUCCAAGAGGUGGAACGAUCAUGAGUGCUCUAUGUAACUUGGUCAAUUCGAUGAUCUGACCAAACGGAACAUAGAGCGACGCGCCUGAGCAAACCACCUCUGGAGGUUAUUUGGGAAUCCUGCGCAGUUACCGCCGUCACCUAUGUUUGCCCUCGAUAGCCCGACCAACAAGCUCGACUAUGUCGCCCGCAUCGUCAAGCUAUUCUCGAUAGAAAUCACAUUGUCGCCAUAAUCGUCAUAUCCGAAAAAUAUCUCUUUCCCGAUAUACAUGCACAAGUAUCAGCCGCGCGCAAAAUUCUCGGCCCCCUGCUUCAGCCUCGUGCGAAUUACACGCCGCCUGCUCCCUUCCGUUGCGCCGACCGACUUCCUCUCGUCUUCUUGGUCUUCUUGCGGCUGAGGUUCCAAUAUGGCUGCUAGCUCGGAAGACGUCAAGGCUAAAUACGCCGAUGGAAACAAAGGCAGCCAAUUCAACGAUUUCGUUUCACAACCGGUAGUCGCUGCUUUCUGCGCCGGUGGUGUCGCCGGUGCCGUAUCGCGGACAGUCGUAUCCCCUCUCGAGCGUCUAAAAAUUCUUUUUCAAGUACAAAGUGCUGGUCGCAAUGAAUAUAAACUAUCAGUAGGAAAGGCGCUUGCCAAGAUGUGGAGGGAAGAAGGCUGGAGAGGUUUUAUGGCUGGUAACGGAACCAAUUGUAUUCGUAUCGUCCCCUACUCUGCGGUGCAGUUCGGCAGCUAUAAUCUCUACAAGCGGCACUUCUUCGAGAAGUACCCCGGAGCCCCUUUGUCUCCUUUUGAGAGGCUUAUCUGCGGUGGCAUCGCGGGAAUCACCUCUGUCUUCUUCACGUACCCGCUUGACAUCGUGCGAACUCGACUAUCUAUUCAAUCGGCAUCAUUCGCGGCGCUCGGUCAUACAACGAAGGAGAAGCUACCAGGAAUGUGGACCACGAUGUCGGUGAUGUAUAAAGAAGAGGGCGGCGUACCGGCAUUAUAUCGUGGUAUAAUACCUACUGUUGCUGGAGUGGCUCCAUAUGUAGGAUUGAACUUCAUGACAUAUGAAUUCGUCCGUAAGGUUCUGACUCCCGAAGGCGAUCAGAACCCUAGCGCGGCACGAAAGCUCCUUGCUGGCGCCGUAUCUGGUGCUGUUGCCCAAACUUGCACAUAUCCAUUUGACGUACUGCGACGGAGAUUUCAAAUCAACACUAUGUCUGGCAUGGGCUAUAAAUAUAAAUCGAUAGGCGAUGCUGUCAGAGUGAUAAUAUCACAGGAAGGCCCGCGCGGGUUGUAUAAGGGCCUUAUCCCGAACCUACUCAAGGUUGCUCCUAGUAUGGCUGCUAAUUGGCUGAGUUUUGAAGUCACUAGAGAUUUUUUGGUUGGCCUGAAGCCAGAGCCGGUGGUCCUAUAGAUGGAAAGGAGCUGAAUUCUAGUUGGAUACCUUUAUUUUUCUAGACUACAUUCGGGCUGUACUUCACACUACGUUUUUAGAUAUGCACUAUGGUUGUGCAGGACUCCUGCCUACCUAGCUGGGUAGGUAGUGAGAAGUGGAAUGGCGUCGGUGCUCCUUGGUAACAGAUGCGACAUGCGGAACAGCGUAUCAAACAUUAAAAUAGGCAAGGGUACGAAGUAGAUAUAAACAUAUAGAGGAACAUGGAAAUCCAGGUUUAGCUAGCUGAGAUGGUAAAAUGGAUUGCGCAGAGUAACCUGAGCUAUAUUCAUGUCACAUAAGUACGGCUGGGAGUUUAUCGGCAUGAGCAGUCUGAGGUCGUCAUCCUAUUGGGGUAGCGUCGAGACAACGUUUUAUAUAGAAAAGUACAGCGAAUUUGAAAGAUUUUCAA